Molecule: messenger RNA, 1068 nt
Organism: Lingula anatina
Lineage: Eukaryota; Metazoa; Brachiopoda; Lingulata; Lingulida; Lingulidae
Product: discoidin domain-containing receptor A
Source: RefSeq, a predicted model, not a curated record
CGCAGGUUUAAACGGCAUGCUGAGAUUAAAGCAGUCAAUACGGCCGCCUUUGGCCCUUUUGUUUAUGCUACUGAGUUUUAAGCCAGGGAAUUGUGAUGAAUAUGCAAACUGCCGCGGUCCUCUAGGAAUGCAGUCUGGCGCCAUUCCAGACUCUGCCAUCACAGCAAGCUCUUCAUAUGAAGUGGAGACCGUAGGUGCCAAAUUUGCCAGAAUUCGUACAGAGGAGGGAGGGGGAGCAUGGUGCCCACGCCAUCAGAUUGCACCCGGCGUGUACGAGUAUCUCCAGAUGGAUCUCCAGUCAUUGCAUGUGAUCACCUCGGUGGAGACCCAGGGACGGUUUGGAAAUGGGCAGGGGCAGGAGUAUAUGGACAAAUACCUGUUAGAAUACAAGAGGGAGGAGGAUGGACCCUGGACGAGAUACAGGGAUGAAAAUGGCCCUAAGAUCUUCCGAGGCAACACAAACACUUACCUAGCCGAGCAAAGGGAGGUGGAUCCUCCAAUUAUAGCCAGGAAGAUCCGUUUUAUACCGUACAGCGACAAACCCAGCACUGUCUGUACAAGGGUGGAGCUCUACGGAUGCCCGUGGGAAGCAAACUGCCGCAGUCCUCUAGGAAUGCAGUCUGGCGCCAUUCCAGACUCUGCCAUCACAGCGAGUUCUUCAUUUGAAAUGGAGACUGUAGGUGCCAAAUUUGCCAGAAUUCGUACAGAAGAGAAAGGGGGAGCAUGGUGCCCACGUCAUCAGAUUGCACCCAAUGUGUACGAGUAUCUCCAGAUUGAUCUCCAGUCAUUGCAUGUGAUCACAUCGGUGGAGACCCAGGGACGGUUUGGAAAUGGGCAGGGGCAGGAGUAUAUGGACAAAUACCUGUUAGAAUACAAGAGGGAGGAGGAUGAACCCUGGACAAAGUACAGGGAUGAAAAGGGGCCCAAGAUCUUCCAGGGCAAUACAAACACUUACCUAGCCGAGCAAAGGGAGGUGGAUCCUCCAAUUAUAGCCAGGAAGAUCCGUUUUGUACCGUACAGCGACAAACCCAGCACUGUCUGUACAAGGGUGGAGCUCUAUGGAUGCCC